ACGCGUGACCUUGGCUUUUCUUCUUCACCUGGUUUUCUAACAGAGAGGACGAGCAUGGCAAACAAGGAUCCUGGUGGUUUUUUGCAGCAGCUGCGGCAGAUAGCAGCCAGGAUGUCGGCUGGACCUCGCGGUGCCGGUGUCGGCGUGAAGCUGCUGAUCGGAGCCGGAGCUCUGGCGUACGGUGUGAAGGAAGCAACGUACACAGUUGAAGGAGGUCAGCGAGCGAUCGUCUUUAACAGGAUCGGAGGGAUGCAGAUGGACACGGUGCUUUCUGAGGGGCUUCACUUCAGGAUACCCUGGUUCCAGUAUCCCAUCAUCUACGACAUCAGAGCAACACCCAGAAAGAUUUCCUCUCUCACAGGAAGCAAAGAUCUGCAGAUGGUGAGCGUGUCUCUGCGUGUCUUGUCUCGGCCGCUGGCCUCCAACCUUCCCGCUCUCUACCAACAUCUGGGGAAAGACUACGAUGAGCGAGUUCUUCCCUCCAUCGUCAACGAGGUGCUGAAGAGCGUCGUGGCCAAAUUCAACGCUUCACAGCUCAUCACACAGAGAGCACAGGUGUCUCUACUGAUCCGCAGAGAGCUGUUUGAGAGAGCGAAGGACUUCAACAUCAUCCUGGACGACGUGGCGAUCACCGAGCUCAGCUUCAGCAGAGAAUAUACUGCUGCUGUGGAGGCCAAGCAAGUCGCCCAGCAGGAGGCGCAGCGAGCUCAGUUCUACGUUGAGAAGGCGAAACAGGACCAGAGACAGAAGAUCAUCCAGGCUGAAGGAGAAGCUGAAGCCGCCAAGAUGCUGGGUGAAGCCGUGACGAAGAACCCGGGUUACCUGAAGCUGAGGAAGAUUCGGGCAGCGCAGAACAUCGCCAAGACGAUGUCGCAAUCCCAGAAUAAGGUCUACCUGAACGCUGAGAGCCUGGUGCUCAACCUGCAGGAACGCGACAACUACAAUUUGUCGCUGGCGAGGAAGUAAGAAGUCAUCCGUCCUUCCUCCUCUUCCUCUUCCUCCUUCCUUCUCGUCUGUCAUCAUUCCUUCAGUUCCACUUCUGCAACGAACGACGGAAAGAAAGAAAGAAAGAAAGAUAAAAUCCUUCCGGUCCUUCUCGUGUUUUUUUUACAGGCUCCAGAAACUGAAUCUGAGUGUCGAGAUGUUUGGAAAUCCCUUUUUUUGAGUUUAAAUUAAAAAGGUUCCUCUGGUGCUGAUGAAGUUUCCCUUUGUUUGUGUUACUCUUCAUCAGUCAUCAUGUGAGGAUCUGUAGAAGGUUUACGUGAAGCUGUAAUCAUCAUCAUCAUCAUCAUCAUCAUCAUCAGUUUAUUAGGAUAUUAAAGGCUGAAGCUGCUACGCUACUAUAUUUUCUACACAGCUGGUUUAAGUUAUUUCUCUACCAGUGUAACUGUUUAAAAGUGAUUAUAAUAAAUACGUCAUUAACACCA
Molecule: messenger RNA, 1427 nt
Organism: Scomber scombrus (Atlantic mackerel)
Lineage: Eukaryota; Metazoa; Chordata; Actinopteri; Scombriformes; Scombridae
Product: prohibitin-2-like
Biological process (GO): mitochondrion organization
Cellular component (GO): membrane; mitochondrion
Source: RefSeq, a predicted model, not a curated record